Molecule: messenger RNA, 1472 nt
Organism: Hipposideros armiger (great roundleaf bat)
Lineage: Eukaryota; Metazoa; Chordata; Mammalia; Chiroptera; Hipposideridae
Gene: CLEC4A
Product: C-type lectin domain family 4 member A
Exons: 6
Coding region: 363-1082 (239 amino acids)
Cellular component (GO): plasma membrane
Source: RefSeq, a predicted model, not a curated record
UCAGAAAAUACGGUUGUCAGGAAAUAUUUCUCUAACUGCUUAGUUCCUCUUUUCUUUUCCUUCCUAUUACUUUCCCUGAGCCUUUGUGUUCCUAAUUUUAUUAUACUUUGCUAGCAUACCUUUAAAGACUGUGUUUUUCACUGUACUGGUCCUGGAGACUGGGCCUCUGUCUUAAAGGUUUUAGUUCUCAUGAGAUUUGUCUCAGGGCUACUUAUGUACUUGGGGCAUCUGUUGUCAUCUAGUUGCACAAUAGGAAGUGUGACAAGUUGCCAUCAUGUUUGGUUUUCAUUUUGAGAUGUUUUAAGGAAGAGAUGAAAAUGAUUUUUUGAAGAAAGCAUAUGGUCAUAUGAUCUCUUCUCAAUAUGACUUCAGAGAUUACUUACGCUGAAGUGUGGUUUGAAAAUGACUCCAAGUCCUCGGGUGCCAAAUCAGAGCCUCCGGCAGCUCCCAAAGAGAAGACCAGCCUUUACAAAAGUAACCCUGGUUUUUCCAAAGUGCUUUUUGCCUCCUUGCUGAUGCUUCUGCUGCUAUUGACAAUCUCAUUUUUUAUCGCUUUCAUCAUUUUCUUUCAAAAAUAUUCUCAGCUUCUUAAAGAAAAAAAGAUUGUAAAAGAAUUCACUCACACGGCUUUGGAAUGUAUGAAAGAAAAUUUGACCAUGGAAGAGAAAGACUGGAGCUGCUGCCCAAAGAAUUGGAAGCCAUUUAGUUUGAAUUGCUAUUUUAUUUCUAAGGAAGACAACAAUUGGACUGAGAGUGAGAAGAACUGCUCAGGAAUGAAGGCUCACCUGCUAGUGAUCAACACCAAGAAUGAGAUGGAAUUUAUCACUGAGAACCUGGAAACAGGCCAUGCUUAUUAUGUGGGGCUUUCAGAUCCAGAGGGGAAAGGGCGCUGGCAAUGGGUUGAUCAGACACCAUACAAUCAAAGCGCCACAUUCUGGCACCAAGGUGAACCUAGUGAUCUUGAAGACCGUUGUGCUAUGCUGAAUGUUCGUCCUCCUAGGUCACACUCAUGGGGCUUGAAUGAUAUCCCUUGUCAUGAAUCUCACAAAUCAAUUUGCAAGAUGAUGAAGAUCUACUUAUGAAUGGAACUUUCUCCAUGAACGUGUGGUUGAAUUGGUGUCUGCCAUUAAAGAGAUAGCUAAUUUGCUUUUUAAAUUUCAUGUGUAAGCUUGUAUAAGUGGUUUCCAUAGAAUUUUACAGUAGGCUGUCACCUAGUCCACUUAUGAUAAAAUCAGUGUACACAUUCAUUUAUUUAUUCAUUAAUAAAAUGAACAUAUACCGAGCAUUUUCCAUGUGCUGACACAUACUGGAGAGUCUAUUUGCAGACAAAUGGAGGAGGCAUGACCUCCUCUCCCAUUUUUUGUCUCAUUGCUAAGGGGUUAGAUACUGAUGUAGUGAUGUGAUGUGGUUCCUCCAUCUAUCUGGAUUUUUCUCUUUAUGGGUUGGGCAAAAUAAAAGAAUACUGAAUAUUA